UUUUAUUAGUGAUAAGCAUCUCGCUUCCUCCCAGUGUAGAAACAUUUCAUGCAGCCAAACCUUGACUUAUUGUAAACAGACUAAGGAGGGUAUAUCCCAUUAACAUUAGAACUGAUCGAGCUUUGCUGAGAACUUUUGGCCAGCACUGUCACUGCAGUGAUUUUCAGUUGAACUUGAUGUUGUUGCAGAGAGGAUUACAAAGAUGAUCAAAAAUAGGAGGCAACUUUUGUGAGAUUCUGUACUACAGAUUAUAAAGCAGUUUCAAGGAAUGAAGGAUGUGAUACAGAUUUUAAAGAAGGAAUUUAUUGUGGAGAGUUUCACAAAGGGAGACUACUCUGGUAUUUAGAGACACUGCUGGGAAUUUCUGAGUGACGCGGUGGUACUAUGUGGAAAAAGAUCUUUGCCCUGUUUAUUGGGGUCCUGGUAGGGUACUGGUUGAUUGAUGACUUUAAUCCAGAUGUACUAAAGGGAAAGAGAGUUGUUGUGACAGGCUCCUCCACAGGAAUUGGGGAACAGAUUGCGUAUCACUAUGCGCGUAUGGGGGCCCAGGUACUGGUAACAGCACGAAGGGAGAACAUACUUAAACAGGUUGUGGCUCGCUGUAAAGAACUCGGACCCAAGGAUGGCAAAUAUUUCUACAAAGCAGCAGACAUGGUCAACAUGUCCGCAACAAAAGAUGUUAUACAGGAAGCUUAUGACAGACUUGGUGGUAUAGACAUUCUGAUUCUGAACCACAUACUGCCCAUCCCCCUGGGUAUGUGGGACGGGUCCCCACAAAACCUCUCCCUGACGGAUAAAAUUGUGGACGUCAACUUCAAGGCUUACGUCCACCUCACCUCUCAUGCUCUACCUCAUCUCGUGGCUUCUAAUGGCAGCCUCAUUGUGGUGUCUUCACUGGCAGGGAAGAUAGGACAGCCCUUCACCGCUGUAUACUCCGCUACUAAAUUUGCUCUGGACGGAUUCUUUGGUGCUCUCCGUCAGGAAUUUAAACUCAAGGGAUGUGAUGUCUCCAUUACUCUGUGUGUAAUUGGUCUUGUUGGUACAGAGAAUGCGAUUCGUGGCCUCCGUGACUAUGGACAACACUUCCUUCUAGCCAAGUUACCAGCGGAAACCCCCAGUGACACAGCCUUGGCUAUAAUAAAAGGAGGGGCCAGGAGACAGAGAGAAAUCUAUCAUCCCUACCUCAGUAUGAGGGUCAUGACCUUUCUGCGGGACUGGCUACCAAAUGUUGUGGAGUAUAUAAACAGAUCUAUGUUCACCGUACCUCCCUAAGGCAUAGGUAAACUUAGG
Messenger RNA from Saccostrea echinata, 1290 nucleotides. Its product is annotated as hydroxysteroid 11-beta-dehydrogenase 1-like protein. NCBI's taxonomy places the organism in Eukaryota, Metazoa, Mollusca, Bivalvia, Ostreida, Ostreidae. Gene Ontology annotation, cellular component: intracellular membrane-bounded organelle. Gene Ontology annotation, molecular function: oxidoreductase activity. The record is from RefSeq and is a predicted model, not a curated record. The transcript is spliced from 9 exons. Bases 385 to 1272 code for a protein of 295 amino acids.